AUGGACUCGCCACCAGAUCUCUCGCCAAAUGCACCACCAACCGGUUUCGACGACACCAACAACUAUUUUGCUAAUUUACAGGCGCCACCAGCUCCACCAUCGAGCGCAUCCACUGGUCAGGCGUCUACGGAGGGUUCAGUGGAUUCCAGCGGCUUCGAGAAGGUGGAUCAUGACGUGCUUGAGGAAUACGGUCAACAGUUUGUGAACCAAAUGCAGCAAGCGUUGUUUGGUAAGCUACCUGAAGAGGAGGGCACUGCCGUGAGUCCAUUUCACUGUUCUCUGUUACCA
Molecule: messenger RNA, 288 nt
Organism: Ostertagia ostertagi
Lineage: Eukaryota; Metazoa; Nematoda; Chromadorea; Rhabditida; Trichostrongylidae
Source: the annotation of a GenBank genome assembly